Molecule: messenger RNA, 1894 nt
Organism: Grammomys surdaster
Lineage: Eukaryota; Metazoa; Chordata; Mammalia; Rodentia; Muridae
Gene: Lyl1
Product: LYL1 basic helix-loop-helix family member
Exons: 3
Coding region: 637-1473 (278 amino acids)
Biological process (GO): regulation of transcription by RNA polymerase II
Molecular function (GO): DNA-binding transcription factor activity, RNA polymerase II-specific; RNA polymerase II cis-regulatory region sequence-specific DNA binding; protein dimerization activity
Source: RefSeq, a predicted model, not a curated record
AGUGUCUGUGCCUGUAUUCGGUGUUUUGUUAGUUCAUUUAUUCAUUCAUUAGCUGAGUGUCACUAAGUAAGGGGACAGAGGAGCUUCUCCAGUUGGGGAAAAACGGCAGCAAUGUAGGGUGUUACACACUGGCAGGGUACCCCAGACUCUAGAGCCCAGCAAACAUGCUAGGUACUGAUGGGGCUGGGGGCCAGUGAGAGGAGCUUUUAGCCAGGGUAGAGGUUCCUGGAACAGCCACGGAGAGGUGGCAUGGGGUGACUCUUGGAGACUCAGGGGGUCUUAGAGUUAGUCAGGGGAUCCCUAUCUUACUCCCAGCUGCAGGUAGGAGAGAUUCUGAAAGACAGGAACUGGUUCAGAGACUGGGAAAGACAUCCAUUACAAACAACUCAUAGGGUCAAUGCUUCCUAGCAUCUGGUAGCCACCCCCUCUUGUGGAGGAGGCCCUCCUUUCAUGGCCUAGCAGUUUCUAGGUCCACUUUUCUACCUUUAAUUACUAAACCCCAUAAUCCCCUUCUCACCUCAAGGUGCUCUUAUAUUGAAAAGCUCAUGUUAAACAGGUGGGCAAAAGACAGUCUUUGGCCUUCCUUCCCAGUAACUCCACUCCCUUCCACAGGUUAGCACUCCAUCCUUGGGGUCCAUGUGCCCACCCCAGGCCCAAGCAGAGGUGGGUUCCGCCAUGACGGAGAAAACUGAGGUGGUGUGUACCUCCAGCCCAGCACCUGCUCCUCCCUCUAAGCCUGCCUCACCUAGGCCCCUCCCUGCAGAGGAGGUAGAUCACCGAAACACGUGUACCCCCUGGUUGCCUCCCGGCGUGCCCGUGAUAAACCUGGGUCACACCAGGCCCACAGGGGCAGCCAUGCCCACCACAGAGCUCAGUGCCUUUCGGCCCUCCUUGCUGCAGCUUGCUGCCUUGGGAACGGCUCCGCCCACCCUGGCUGUACAUUACCACCCUCACCCCUUCCUGAACAGUGUCUACAUUGGGCCAGCAGGACCCUUCAGCAUCUUCCCUAACAGCCGGCUAAAGCGCAGACCAAGCCAUAGCGAGCUGGACUUGGCUGACGGACACCAACCCCAGAAGGUGGCUCGGCGAGUGUUCACCAACAGCCGCGAGCGCUGGCGGCAGCAGCACGUUAACGGCGCCUUCGCGGAGCUCAGGAAGCUGCUGCCCACCCACCCGCCCGACCGGAAGCUGAGCAAGAACGAGGUGCUGCGCCUGGCUAUGAAGUACAUCGGCUUCCUGGUGCGGCUGCUGCGAGACCAAGCGGCUGUGCUGGCCUCCGGCCCCAGCACGCCCGGGUCCCGCAAGUCACCUGCGCAGCGGGGCGUGGAGAGCAGCGCACGCUGCGGGGCCGGACACAGAGUAGAGGCUGCCCGCUCGCAGCCCGUGCUUCCUGGGGACUGCGAUGGCGACCCCAGUGGGUCAGUGCGACCCAUCAAGAUGGAGCAGACGGCCCUGAGUCCUGAGGUGCGGUGACCCAAGGCAGUGGCACCUCACCUGCUGCUCAGUGAACUCCCUGUAAAAGGGUCUCAGGUCGCCCAGAUGAGGAAACGCCCUGUAUCUCUAGACAGGUGACCGGCAACGCCGGGGGGUGGGGGGGCCUCCAUACUUUGUCCCAUAGGCUACUUGAAAGUGGCUUUGCCAGUGUCCUCUUGCCAGGGCCAAGGCCAGAGAAUCAACAGGGCCAAGUAGCCAUGGGAUCCCAGAAGUCCUGAGGGAGGUAGGGAAGGGUCUGGAAGCCUUCGCACUUCUCAUCGGCGCCCCCUGCUGGAGGCGGGGAGACCCUAGACAAGUGUGGGAGGACCGCUAUAGCCCAUGAAGUCCAACUGGUUGCGCUUGGUUGCGCUUGAUCCAUCAUCCUGUUAACCGCGACAACGAAGACUCAGGCACUCUUGCA